Messenger RNA from Larimichthys crocea (large yellow croaker), 1270 nucleotides. RefSeq names its product gamma-aminobutyric acid type B receptor subunit 2. Gene Ontology annotation, biological process: G protein-coupled receptor signaling pathway; gamma-aminobutyric acid signaling pathway. Gene Ontology annotation, cellular component: G protein-coupled receptor heterodimeric complex; membrane. The coding region runs from base 25 to 1170 and encodes 381 amino acids. Lineage: Eukaryota; Metazoa; Chordata; Actinopteri; Sciaenidae. The record is from RefSeq and is a predicted model, not a curated record. Gene Ontology annotation, molecular function: G protein-coupled GABA receptor activity. The transcript has 9 exons.
GUUUUCUUUGUGGACGGACAGAGGAUGACGUCGAUCGAGCUGAUCCAGAUUCAAGGCAGCAGGAGUGUGUUGGUUGGAGACUUCAAUACUUCGUCCCGACAGCUCCGUCUGAUGGAUCACCUGCUGAGGUUUAAAGGUCCAGGACCAGCCAGAGACCGGACUCUGGUCCUUGAGCAGCGGCGGCAUGUCGGCCUCCUGCUGUACAGCAUCGUCUCAGCAGCAGCGGCUGUGACCAUCAUCAUUACUCUGAUCGUCCUCUUCCUCGCCGUCCUCUGCCCGGAACACUGGCUGCUGACGUCCAGCGGUGACUCCCAGGACAAGCUGCUGCUGCUGGGCAUCCUGCUGUCCUCGUCCUCGGUCCUGAUCUCCGGUCUGGACGGAGCCUCGCUGUCCAACUGGACAUCUCAGGUCCUCUGCUCUGGUCUCGGGUGUUUCAUGGCCUGGAACAUCUGGACUGUGCAGGACGAUCAUCCCGCUGUCGGCAGUAAACACCUGGCGCUGAGUAUGUUCGCUGUGACGGUGUUCAGUGUGUCAGGAGUGUCAGCAUCACUGCUGACGUCCAACAAUCCUCCUGUUCAGUUCUGCCUGAGCAGCAUCCUCAUCCUCUGCUGUAACAUCUGCACCCUGAGCUGGCUGUUUGGACCGAAGUUUUUGUGCACGUGGCCAAAAAGCAGCGAGCUGCAGAGUGAAGCUGCUGAAGAUGAAGAUGACAACAAAGAUGAAGAUGAAGAUCAGGUGAACAGCUUAAACCAGCAGUUGAAGAGUCAAAGUGCACAGCUCGAUGCAGAAAUAGAAGCCAUCAACAGGGAGCUCUCUGCAGAGUCAGCUGGUCCUGAUCCAAAACUACACCACAGGACUGGAGAGAGACACCACGCAGGUGAGGUCAGAUCUGUGAUGUGGACUCAUGUAGUUCAGGUCUGUUCUGAGGACAGAAACUCAGAGAGGAAGCCUUCAAGUCCAGACAGCAUCAACUCUCCUGAACACGUGGGGCGCCGUCUGUCCAUGCAGCUGCCCAUCCUCCAUCACUCCUACCUGCCUGCCAUCGGUGGCGUCAGCGCCAGCAGCUCCGAGGCCUUCGUUCACAGCGACCUGCCGAUGAGCCCGCUGACAACUUCCUGUACACCUGAGUCGACUAUAGUGCUGAACCAAUCAGACGGCAGCUGUGACUGACUUAGAGGAACCUGUAUUUAUUUUUAUAUAUAAUGUUAGAUAUAGGAACAUCUAUGGAAACAUUUACUGACUUCCUAAUGUGUAAGAAAAAUAAAAGACG